UACAGCUGUCAGUCAAGAGACAUUGAUCAUGAAACGGAGUCUCUUCAGUUUGCACACAGAUUAAAUCGAUUUAAGACAUGUCUGGAGGCACCUCAGGCACAGGAGACCUUCCGACCUGUUUCUGUUGAGUGUGCCACAUCAAAAACGACCCUUUCAAAACCUGAUAUUUUCUCACACAAACAUCAGUUUGAUCCCAAACCAAAUAAAAGCCUCAAAGGGGUGAACCUCAGUGACACAGGACUGAAUCAAAUAGAUAUUUUUGCACCAUCUGACCAUCCCGGGGUGCCCGCAAAGCUACCACAAUAUCCCUCAGAGAAAUACUGCCCAUUCAACACAAACAGUUUUGUCAUCAGUUCAAUGGGGGUCUUUGACCUGCCAUCACAUCAGCCACAGCACAGAGUGCACCAGAGACCAGACGAGACAACAACAACAACAGCUUUCCCUCUACUACAACAACCAAAUUACUCUCCAGCAGACAGAGCAUUUAUCAUGGAGGAGCCAGAGGAUCCGUAUUACGUCACCAUGUAUUACCCGGGGUCAGUGUACGUGGACAUGUCAGACAUAGUUCCUCCAGAAGUGAGACCCAAACCAGUCGUCCCUGCCAAGCCCCCAAAUGUGGGGGCACCUUCACCCUCCAGCCCCUUCCCACCCCAGGGCCCGGGCAUCGGGGGAGGAGGCGGUGUUUCACUUCCUCCAAGUGCCAUUCCAGUCCCCAUCGGGAGUCACGGUCAUAGUGUGGGUCAUAAUGUCGGUCACGGUGUGGGCCACGGUGCGGGCCAUGUUGGAGGUCACACUGCAGCGCACAAUGGAGGUCAUGGUCAUGGAGGCUCCAACAGCUCCAGCGGUGGAUCCACUUUGCUGGGGUACAUUGGUAUCGACACUAUCAUUGAGCAGAUGAGGAAGAAGACCAUGAAGACGGGCUUUGACUUUAAUAUCAUGGUUGUCGGUCACAGCGGUCUCGGAAAGUCAACUCUGGUGAACACCCUAUUCAAGUCCCAGGUGAGCAGGAGGAGCGCCGGAUGGGCCCGUGAUGAGAAGAUCCCCAAAACUGUAGACAUCAAAGCGGUGUCUCAUGUCCUUGAGGAGGGUGGUGUGAAGAUGAAGCUGACAGUCGUCGACACUCCAGGCUUUGGAGACCUAAUUAAUAACGACAACUGCUGGGAGCCCAUUUCCAAGUACAUCAAUGAGCAGUAUGAGAAGUUCCUAAAGGAGGAGGUCAACAUCACUAGAAAGAAGCGCAUUCCUGACACCAGGGUGCACUGCUGUCUAUAUUUUAUCACCCCAACUGGACACUCUCUUCGGCCACUAGACGUCGAGUUCAUGAAGCGCUUGAGUCACUCGGUCAACAUUAUUCCUGUCAUUGCAAAGGCAGACACGAUGACCAUUGAGGAGAGACAGGAGUUCAAACAGCGGGUAAGGAAGGAGCUGGAGAUGGGCGGGAUUGAGUUUUACCCACAAAAAGAGUUUGAUGAGGACAUGGAGGACAAGAGCGACAAUGACAAGAUCAGAGAGGCGAUGCCCUUUGCUGUUGUGGGUAGCGACAAAGAAUAUCAAGUGAAUGGCAAACGAGUUCUGGGGAGGAAGACAGCAUGGGGCAUCGUAGAAGUUGAAAACCCCAACCAUUGUGAGUUUGCUCAGCUGAGAGAUUUCCUGAUCAGGUCUCACCUCCAGGAUUUGAAGGAGGUCACUCACAACAUUCACUAUGAAACUUAUCGUGCCAAGAGACUGAACGAGAACGGGGGUCUCCACCCCAUAUCCUCCAAUGACACCCAAGAAAGCAACCUGUAGUCAGUUCAGUCAGAGUGAGAUGAGAAUACAAACUGAUGGAUUAAUCUACGAAAUAUUAUUAUCAUUGUCACCACGGCAUCGAUAUGCAUGCUUGAAAAACAUUUUAAUCUUCUACAUAUUCUUCCCCACAAACACAUAUCAAAGUAAAGCCAUUCCUUUGAAUAUUUGGAUGGAAGGGCAGUCACAAACAGAUAACUUAGUGCCAUUAUAAAAUUAACAAUUUAUCAA
Molecule: messenger RNA, 2016 nt
Organism: Perca fluviatilis (European perch)
Lineage: Eukaryota; Metazoa; Chordata; Actinopteri; Perciformes; Percidae
Gene: sept3
Product: septin 3
Exons: 10
Coding region: 358-1788 (476 amino acids)
Biological process (GO): cytoskeleton-dependent cytokinesis
Cellular component (GO): presynaptic cytoskeleton; septin complex; cell division site
Molecular function (GO): GTPase activity; GTP binding; molecular adaptor activity
Source: RefSeq, a predicted model, not a curated record